AUACUAGUUUCUCACGUUACAGCUCUUGAAGCAAAUGGGUUAAAGCUUGUCUGUCUUGCGCCAUUAGGAUGGAAGAGCGACGCGUUAUUACGUGCAAUUCCGAUAAAUACCGAAGCCGAAAUAGGAAGAAAGUCAAACGAGUAGUUAAUCAUCGUUGUUAAAAGCGUAGAGAGAAGAAGAGACACACCUUGUCAUUGUAAAGAAGCCCAUCACCAGAUUACCCCCCCAACCUCCACCACAUCUACUGUAUCAAAGUGAAGAUGGCCCAUCUCCUUUUUCUCCUGCUGCCACACUGAUCACCUCCACUGGAACACAAACACACAAUGGAGAGGAAACGGAGAAAGAAAUGAAAGCUCAAGCCAUGUGUUAUUCAGGCUUCUCUGUGUUCUGGACUUAACCUAAUUCAAAACUUCAAAUUACACUUUGUUACCUUUAAGAAGAAAUGCAUCUUUGGAUGGGUGAUGAACAGAAACGGAGCACAGGGGCCAUGAGCCUGUGGCUGUGCUUGGUUGUGGCCUUAUUAGUGGGUCAGUUGUCUCUGGUGGGCACAGAGGAGAAGAGUGGACCUUUUUCCACUCCCUUUCAUCCGUCCCUGAAUUCCGAUACACUCUUGAGCCCAAACUGCUCGGAGCUCACUGUAAAACUGGACUUUUCUACCAAAGUGGUCAAGCAUGAGUACAUUGUUGCAUUUAACGGUUACUUCACUGCCAAGGCUCGCAGACACUUCAUCAGCAGCGCCCUGCGAGACAUGAAUGCAGUGAACUGGCGCAUUGUGCAGCGGGACAAUCCUGCCAGCGAUUACCCCAGCGACUUUGAGGUGGUGGAGAUACGGCAGGAUGCCCGCAGCAGCCUGCUUACCCUGCAGGAUCACCCUUACAUCAAGAGAGUGACGCCACAGCGCAUGGUUCUCCGCAGCCUUAAACUAACUGACUCGGGCACUGAUGGUGGAUCCCCGUGCAAUGACACGCGCUGGGUGCAGAAGUGGCAGUCAUGGCAAUCAUCAAGGCCACUCAGGAGGACCAGUCUAUCUUUGAGCUCUGGCUUCUGGCAUGCCACAGGCAGACACUCCAGUCGCCGUCUUCUGCGGGCAAUCCCCAGGCACGUCGCCCUGAUACUGCAGGCAGAUGUGCUUUGGGAAAUGGGACACACUGGCUCUGGAGUGAAAGUUGCAGUAUUUGACACUGGGUUGAGUGAGAAGCACCCUCACUUUAAGAAUGUUAAGGAAAGAACCAACUGGACCAAUGAGAAAACACUGGAUGAUGGGUUGGGUCACGGUACCUUUGUUGCUGGGGUUAUUGCCAGUAUGAGAGAAUGCCAGGGCUUUGCUCCUGAUUCUGAGCUACAUAUCUUCAGGGUUUUCACCAAUAACCAGGUGUCUUAUACCUCCUGGUUCUUGGAUGCCUUCAACUAUGCCAUCCUGAAGAAGAUCGAUGUCUUAAACCUCAGUAUAGGGGGACCAGACUUCAUGGACCAUCCGUUUGUUGAUAAGGUUUGGGAGCUCACGGCCAACAAGGUGAUUAUGGUGUCUGCUAUUGGCAAUGAUGGUCCAUUGUACGGGACCCUGAACAAUCCAGCGGAUCAGAUGGAUGUUAUCGGUGUGGGAGGGAUUGAUUUUGAGGACAACAUUGCCAGGUUCUCAUCUCGCGGCAUGACUACAUGGGAGUUGCCGGGUGGCUAUGGCAGGGUGAAGCCUGACAUUGUGACGUACGGCUCUGGUGUGCGUGGCUCUGGAUUAAAGGAGGGCUGUCGUUCUCUUUCUGGCACCAGUGUUGCAUCACCUGUAGUGGCUGGAGCUGUCACACUGCUGGCCAGCACUGUAUUGAACAGAGAGUUGAUAAACCCAGCCAGUAUGAAGCAGGCACUGAUCGCGUCAGCUCGCAGACUGCCGGGUGUCAACAUGUUUGAACAAGGCCAUGGCAAACUUGAUCUGCUCAAAGCCUACCAGAUCCUAAACAGCUAUAAGCCGCAAGCCAGCUUGAGCCCCAGCUACAUAGAUCUGACCGAGUGCCCGUACAUGUGGCCCUACUGUUCACAACCCAUUUACUACGGCGGCAUGCCAACUAUUGUCAACGUGACCAUUCUUAAUGGUAUGGGCGUGACUGGAAGGAUUGUAGACAAGCCCAUCUGGCAGCCAUACCUUCCUCAGAAUGGGGAUUAUAUUGACGUGGCAGUAUCUUACUCACCUGUGCUCUGGCCCUGGGCCGGAUACCUGGCUGUCUCUAUAUCUGUGGCCAAGAAAGCUGCAUCAUGGGAAGGAAUCGCUCAGGGUCACGUCAUGGUCACGGUGGCCUCGCCAGCAGAGAAUGAUUCAGCGAUAGGUGGUGAGAUGACCUCCACGGUGAAGCUACCAGUGAAAGUGAAAAUCGUCCCAACUCCCCCACGUAGUAAAAGGAUUCUGUGGGAUCAGUACCAUAACCUGCGCUACCCACCUGGCUAUUUCCCUAGAGACAACCUGCGCAUGAAAAAUGAUCCUCUUGACUGGAAUGGUGAUCAUAUUCACACCAACUUUAGAGACAUGUAUCAGCAUCUUCGGAGCAUGGGUUACUUUAUCGAGGUCUUGGGGGCACCAAUCACAUGCUUUGAUGCCAGUCAGUACGGGACCUUGCUGAUGGUGGACAGCGAGGAAGAGUAUUUCCCAGAGGAGAUCACCAAGUUGAGAAGAGACAUAGAAAAUGGGCUGUCUCUCAUUGUCUUCAGUGACUGGUACAAUACAUCAGUCAUGAGAAAAGUCAAGUUUUAUGAUGAGAACACCAGACAAUGGUGGAUGCCGGACACAGGGGGCGCUAAUGUACCAGCCUUGAAUGAUCUGAUCUCUGUCUGGGGUAUGGCCUUUAGUGAUGGACUAUAUGAGGGAGACUUCACAAUGGCAGAUCAUGACAUGUAUUAUGCUUCUGGAUGCAGCAUUGCCCGUUUUCCAGAGGAUGGGAUUGUUAUUGCUCAGACCUUAAAGGAUCAAGGACUGGAGGUCUUGAAACAAGAGACAGCAGUGGUGGACAACGUGCCUGUGCUUGGACUGUACCAAACACCCAGUGAGGGAGGAGGGCGCAUAGCACUCUAUGGAGACUCGAACUGUAUUGACGACAGUCAUAGACAGAAAGACUGUUUUUGGCUGCUGGAUGCUCUUCUGCAAUACACUUCCUACAGCAUGACUCCACCCAGCCUCAUCCACUCUAAAAACAGAAUGGUGCCCCCUACAGGCAAAGACAGGCCAUUACCACAGAGAUUAGAAGGUAAUCACCUCUACCGUUACUCCAAAGUGCUGGAGGCUCAUCUGGGUGACCCUAAGCCACGUCCUCUUCCUGCAUGCCCUCAUCUGUCUUGGGCUAAACCCCAACCACUUAAUGAAACUGCUCCUAGCAAUCUGUGGAAGCACCAGAAGCUACUGUCAGUGGACCUGGACAAGGCGGUUUUGCCUUAUGUGAGGCCAUAUCGCCCUCAGGUUCGACCUUUGUCUCCUGGAGAAAGUGAAGCUUGGGACAUUCCAGGAGGAAUAAUGCCAGGCCGUUAUAAUCAAGAAGUUGGCCAGACGAUCCCGAUGUUUGCAUUUCUAGGUGCCAUGGUUGUUCUUUCCUUCUUUGUGGUGCAACUGACCAAGUCUAAGAGCAAACCCAAGCGCAGGAAGCCCAGAGUGAAACGUCCACUUUACCUCCAACAACAACAACAGCAGCAAACCCUUCACACAGGCCGAACUCCCACAGUAUGACUGGCCACAUGCCAUCUGGACAAACAACAAACAGGGAACAGUCUUCCCUAAAGUGUGCUUGUGGUGAUGAGAUUGAACUCAGACUUUGCCACCUGGGCCCAGAAAGGGGCUUGGCCUGGACAUGAGUAUUCCUGUCUUGGUUUUAUUCUACACGUACCUUUCAAUUCAGUGACCAAAUGGAGGAAUGUUUCCGUUUUUAAUUUAUUGAUGAUGAAUUGACUAUUGACCCUUGUUUUGUGUCAAAUUGGACAACCAAAACCAGCCAUCGAUUUUUUCCUGAUUAACAUAUUGGACACUUGGCCUUGUUUUUGUAUUGUCAAAAUGUGUUUUUAUAUAAUGGGUGAGUACAUGCAUCUUUUGUAAAUGGCCAUCAAGAUUUCAAUGUUGUUGAUGUGGAGAAUCAAUGUUUGAAAUAUAUCUUAUCCAAUAUAAAGCAGAAAACCUG
Messenger RNA from Misgurnus anguillicaudatus (oriental weatherfish), 4148 nucleotides. RefSeq names its product membrane-bound transcription factor peptidase, site 1 (gene mbtps1). Gene Ontology annotation, molecular function: serine-type endopeptidase activity. Lineage: Eukaryota; Metazoa; Chordata; Actinopteri; Cypriniformes; Cobitidae. Gene Ontology annotation, cellular component: Golgi apparatus. The record is from RefSeq and is a predicted model, not a curated record. Gene Ontology annotation, biological process: proteolysis.